GAGGGCUUUUCGAAGAAGUACAUGAUGAGUACUUCUCUAGAAAACGCUUAUAUAAUCCAGAAUGACCAUUCAAUUUUUUUUUUUUUGGGGAUAAAUAUUUCUGUAUCAAAAUCUAAAAUUCAGAUAUGCAAAAAAAAAAGAAAAAAAAGCUAAUUAAGGGCAAUUUGGUGGAUGAGUGUUUCCACUUCCAGACAAUCGAUUAACCAAGUUGCCUAUCCCAAGAUCGUCAAAUAGUCGCUUCAGUCUUUCACUAAAAACCUUGUGUCAGGGGUAACAGUACCCAAAAUGACCAAAAAAAAUUACAUUUUCCACAAAAUCAAAGUCUUUUUAUUGGUGCAUGCAAGACAUGGGCUACAGAGAAAUGUAGUGUGGAAAAGAAACAGCAUUUGUUUCCGCCAUGUCUAAAAUAAUAUAAAUAGCUUCCAUUAAUUGAGCCUCUUCCUCUGUCAACCACCACUCCUCUCUUCUCCUGUGCUUCUUGCACAGCAUCAUCCCCCUUUCUUCACUGUAACAAACAUCAGAAGCAUCAUCAUCCUUCAAAGACUGAUCAUCUGAUGGCUCCUGCAAGCAGAAGCUACCAUGUACAUGGCCGCAAAGUUGCAAUAAUCACUGUGGCUUCCAUCUUUUUGCUCACAAUUCUGCUUCCCAACUCAGUGGAUUCUCUGCAUUCAAGCAACAACAGUGAGAGUGAUGAUGAUGAAUUCAGGCAAAGCAAAAUGGUUUUGGGUUCAAGGCCUCCUGGAUGUCAAAACAAGUGCUUGAAUUGCAGGCCUUGCAUUGCUACUCUGGUCAUCCCAGUUCACAAAACAAAGCGCUUCAGCUUGUCAUCUCAUGGAGAAGAAGAUGACAGUUAUUAUUUGCUUUCAUGGAAAUGCAGAUGUGGAAAUAAGCUAUUUCAACCUUGAGAUCUCUUAUUCUUCACCUGUCCCUUUAUAGAAACUAGCAUAUAUAUACUUAUUAUUAGGUGAACCUUCUGUUCUACCUAAGCUGUCAAGGUCUGAUCUCUCUAGCUCAUGCAUGGUGUGCUCUGAAAAGAUAAGACUUCAAAAAAGAAAAGUUUAGAAAUCAAUCAUUUAGAUGUGCAUUGUGCACCUGUUAUGUGUUUGUAGAUACUGAUUAAUUAUAUAUUAAUUUCUAUCUAUCAGUAUCAACUGCUGCUUUGUUUUA
Prunus persica (peach) is the source of this 1167-nucleotide messenger RNA. Its product is annotated as EPIDERMAL PATTERNING FACTOR-like protein 8. The coding region runs from base 555 to 905 and encodes 116 amino acids. NCBI's taxonomy places the organism in Eukaryota, Viridiplantae, Streptophyta, Magnoliopsida, Rosales, Rosaceae. Gene Ontology annotation, biological process: guard cell differentiation; stomatal complex development. The transcript is spliced from 2 exons. The record is from RefSeq and is a predicted model, not a curated record.